CAUAUUUAUUUUGUGUUUAUAAAAACCUGCACAUACAUGCAUGUAAUUUAGAAAAAUGUGAAAUGAAUACACAUUUGUAUAUAAUUUAAAUUAUUGGUAAAUAUAAAUAAAUGCACAUAAAUAUUUCUUAAAUAUGAAUGCUGUGUUUAUAAAUACAAAAUGAAAUGCACAGUACACAGACAUAUAUUAUGUAAAUACAAACUUUUAUUCUGGACGCUUUUAAUCGUGAUUAAUCGUUUAACAGCCCUAAUUUUUAGCACCUUGUGUUUACAAAAGGCAAAAUGGAAAUAGCUUAGCAAUUAAAACAAAUUGCUUAAAAACGUUUGUUUAAAAGCUGACUUAAAUAUUUUAGGUGUGAAUUCGUGUGAAUAAGUUUUUUCACUGGCUUAGUUUACUAAAUUUCGGCAUCGUUUUGUUAGUUAAACUAAAUGCAUCUAGACUUUUAGGUCAGUUUAAUAUCAUGUAAACCCAAGUGACUUGUAAAGCAAUUUUGAUGUAAUGUCAGUCCGCUUUUGAACUAAAGCUCUCAGGUUUCCAGCUUCUCAAAUGUUGUUUUACAGUUAACGGACCAAACAAAGUCUUCCACCAUGACCUGAAUUAUGUGUUCAACAGUCUGAUAUAUUACCACAUGCGAUGACGGUAACAUUUAUGAGAUCCAAAUGUCAGGCUCAGAUCUUGGCUGACACUCUUUUUUUGACCUUGACCAUGAGUUGCCGGGCCUGUUGUCCUGAAAUAUGACAGAAUACGAAUUAAGUGCCAAGCUCAAAUCUAGAAAAAUCUGACCCGUAAUUUGCACUUUUUGAGUGCUUCUGCCAUUCUGACCUUGAAGAAACUUCAGGUCGUUCCAUAUGAACGGUCCCGUCAAGCAAGUCGUUUGGGAUAAAACAUGUCUGCUUAAUGAUGUGUGACUAAACAUGUUUUCUGACGUCAUCUACCCCCCUCAUCAGAACGUGUAUAUAUGUACAUUUACAGAACACUGCACUCGCAUCUAUUCGGUUGCAGUUGAGUUGCACCAGGUCAGAAUUAAUAAAUGACUCUCCUUGUGAAAACUUCAGUGACCUCGCAGACUAUAAUCAUUGAGUCACGUGAGCUGACAGACACCUGAUUGUCCUGAAUAUAUUGUACAGGGUUUUGCUCUCACAGUGUAGGAUUUCUUCUGAGUCCAUUAAAAGCGCUUAUUGUUAUAGUUCGACCUUUAAAUGCUUGUGUGGGAUCGAGUCUUCGCAUUUCCCAGACAGACAAGACAUCAUGAGGAAAGUCUACAGCCUGGUCAGUCUCACUAAAAACAGGGAUCCAAAGGAUGCUGUGUUAUCUCUUAACGUCAAGCAAAUCCAGAAUCCUGAACAGACAACAGAAUUUAACAGCCGAGUUACCAAAACCGGUCGUCGCUCUCUGUCUCGCUCCAUUUCUCAGUCAUCCACAGACAGCUCAGGAGGCUCUGAUACAGAAUUUGCAGAGGAUGAUGUUUCUCCUCGAGACCGGCAGCAGAUCAACUCCAAAGGAAAAAGUGAUUUCUGUAUCAAGAACAUCAAGCUGGCAGACUUCGGACGUCGAGAGAUACAGCUUGCUGAGGAAGAGAUGACGGCAUUAACGGCUCUAAGAAAAGCAGCGCAGGGAGAGAAGCCACUGGCAGGAGCUAAAAUAUUAGGCUGUACUCAUAUUACUGCUCAGACAGCUGUGCUGUUCGAGACGCUGGCAGUUUUAGGGGCACAGUUCAGGUGGGCGGCCUGCAAUAUUUACUCCACCCAGAAUGAAGUGGCAGCUGCUUUAGCAGAGCGAGAUUUUCCAGUGUUUGCAUGGAAGGGUGAAUCCGAGGAUGAUUUCUGGUGGUGUAUUGAUCGCUGUGUAAAUCUAGAGGGCUGGGAGCCAAACAUGAUCCUCGAUGAUGGAGGAGACAUGACCCAUUGGAUUUAUAAGGAAUACCCUCAACUCUUUAAGAAAGUCAAGGGUGUCGUUGAAGAGAGCAUCACUGGAAUCCACAGGCUUCAUCACCUGUCCAAAGCCGGAAGGCUCUGUGUUCCAGCCAUGAAUGUCAAUGACUCUGUUACGAAACAGAAGUUUGACAACCUGUACUGCUGCAGGGAGUCCAUUCUCGAUAGUCUUAGAAAGACAGCCGAUGUGAUGUUUGGAGGGAAACAGGUGCUUGUGUGUGGGUAUGGAGAGGUGGGAAAAGGUUGCACUGCCGCUUUGAAAUCUAUGGGUUCUCUUGUGUGUGUAUCAGAGAUCGACCCCAUCUGUGCUCUACAAGCAUGCAUGGAUGGCUUUCGACUGGUCAGACUUAGCGAUGUUCUCCGACAAGUGGACAUUGUUAUCACCUGCACAGGCAACAAAAACGUCAUUGUGAGGGAACACAUGGACUUGAUGAAAAAUGGCUGUGUUGUUUGUAACAUGGGACGGUCCAAUAUAGAAAUAGACGUGGCCAGUUUGGGAACCCCAGAGUUGGUGUGGCUGCAUGUGAGAGAACACGUGGACCACAUUAUUUGGCCUGACGGCAAGAGAAUAGUUCUCCUAGCAGAGGGCCGUGUUCUUAAUUUGAACUGCUCAACUGUGCCCACAUACGUGCUCUCCAUCACAGCCACUACACAGGCUUUAGCACUGAUCGAGCUCUUCAACGCCCCCGAUGGUCGUUACAAACAAGAUGUCUACCUUCUUCCCAAGAAACUGGAUGAGUAUGUUGCAAGUCUGCACCUUCAGAGCUUUGACGGGCACCUGACAGAGCUCACAGAUGAUCAGGCCAAAUAUCUGGGAUUGAACAAACACGGACCUUUCAAACCCAGUUAUUACAGAUAUUAGCAAAGAUGGAGAAACCCUGGUAUAUUUCAUCAUAUUUAUUAAAGGAUCUGUAGGAACAAAAGUACAGAAGGCUUGACUUGGAUUCUAUCUCUUCUACUGCACACGAUAUUAGAUGUUUGUUUACAUCUACAUCAGUUUACAGAUCAGAUCUACUGUAUGUUCUUGCUAUGUUUCUGUUCAACUUUCUCAGGAUUCUGAGAUUUCAUUUCUGACACGCACCAUAUGUAUAAUUUAACUGUCCAAUCAAUCAUAGUUCGAAGAAAAUAAUCUUAUGUACCAAGUUCUGAAAUAAAAUAUCAACAGAAGACAUUCUUUUA
Molecule: messenger RNA, 3110 nt
Organism: Triplophysa dalaica
Lineage: Eukaryota; Metazoa; Chordata; Actinopteri; Cypriniformes; Nemacheilidae
Gene: ahcyl2a
Product: adenosylhomocysteinase like 2a
Exons: 17
Coding region: 1249-2793 (514 amino acids)
Biological process (GO): L-methionine cycle
Cellular component (GO): cytosol
Source: RefSeq, a predicted model, not a curated record